GAGAAAAAAUUUCAACCCGGCAAAAUAUCGUGACGAUCAACCCAAACCCUGGCCAUCCCCAAUGGCCGACGCCUCCUCCUCCUCCGGCGGCGGAGGCGGCGGGCCCCACCCUUCAGCCUCAUCAUCCACCGCCACACCCCCCUCGCCGGCGUCCCUCGACGGCGGCCUCCUCCUCCGCCUCCUCCAAAACCCUCCCCCUGCCCACCCGCGCGCUGAAACCCUCACGGCGGGCCCCGUCGCGCACCACUUCUUUGUCGACCCCGCCGUCGCCGCCGUGGGCCCGCUCUUCGCCGCCCCGACGCAGAUGCAAGGGGGCUGCUUCCCAUGGUCCUCCGCCUCCGCCCCGCAGCCGCAGCAGCACCUGCUCCGGUUCCCCGGUCCCCAAUUCGCUCCGGGAGAACCCUACGCUGCUCUAGGCGGCAGCGGCGGCGGCGGUAGGGGUUUCGGAUCUGGGGAUGCGGUCAAGGCGGAGAGGCCUCGGCCGGGGGCGCCGCCUCCUGGGUUUGGCAAGCCGUCGCAUCCGCCCGCUGCUGCCCGUGAUGCAUCGAAUACGUUUGGUGGAGCACCGAGCAGGGAGCUGAACCACCAUCGUCCCAGGGGUUUCGGUAGAACGUCGAAUAAAGAGCUGAAGACUGUUCCGCCUUUUGCUGCUGGUCGCGAGGCGGUUGGUAGAAUGCCUCACGGAGAGCCGCGUGCAAUGCCAAUUACUGGUGGCCGUGAUGUGCCUGCAGGUAUGAUGUACAGGGAGCAGCAGCAGGAUUGCUUUUUGUCACGGACACCGCCUGAUAUGAACACCAAUAGAUCGUUUGGCAGGAUGCCUCUUAGAGAGCAGCAUACACUUCCUACCACAUGUGGCAGGGCGCUCCAUGGAGAUCAGUAUACGCAUGCAACCCAAGCAGGAAGGAUGCAGCGUAGUGAUUGGGGUCAGCAGGAACCCCACUUAACCUACACGUCACAAAGGGAGCAGACGUGGCAGGGUCCUAGUAAGGAAAAGGGCUUGCGGAAACUGCCAAAUGCGAAUGCCCAUGAUGCAUUUGGUAAGGUACCCGUAAAAGAAGUGCACCAUGUGACAGUACCUGCUGGCAGUUCAGUUGCAGUGGGUCCUAAGGAGGAUCAAGUGAAUGGUUUGGAGGAUGGCAGAAUAAGGGAAGUAGUUUUGGAGCAUGGAAUAGAUGGAGAGGUGGUAGCAGAGGCAGAGGCAGAGGCAAGGAAGUUUGAAGUAUCAUAUCAAAAGGGCAAGGUUAGAUUUGCUGGGCAGGAUGAAGAAUAUGAUGAUGAUGGCAGGGAGGAGGGUUCCAUAAUUGAGCAGAUGACAGAAAGUCUGAUGAUUGAUGGCAAUGUUGAGGCCAAGGGAGUAGUAUUGCAAAAAACUAUCACAAGGAGUAAGGAUUUCAGAUCAGACUUUUCUAGAGGACAUCAUGUAUCAAGCCAGCGAAUAAGAUUUCAGAGGAGAAAUAGGCCAUGUCGAUAUGACAUAGAUCGAUUUGCACCUAGUUUCUUGUCAAUUUUUGAAUCAUUGGUGCCCUCACAGGAUGAAAUCGCGAAGCAGAAGCAGUUGUUAACAUCUCUAAGCAGAAUAAUAAACAAGGAAUGGCCUAAUUCAAAACUAUACCUCUAUGGAUCAUGUGCCAAUUCUUUUGGUUUCUCAAAUAGUGAUAUUGAUCUUUGUCUCUCAAUUGAUGACAAGGAAAUGAGCAAGGUUGAUAUUAUAUUGAAAUUGGCGGACAUAUUACAUGCUGGAAAUCUCCAGAAUAUUCAGCCAUUAACUCGAGCAAGGGUCCCAAUAGUGAAGCUUAUGGACCCGGAAACAGGGCUUUCCUGUGAUAUAUGCGUCAAUAAUCUUUUGGCAGUUAUUAACACGAAACUUCUGCGAGAUUAUGCACAAAUAGAUAUAAGGUUACGGCAGUUGGCAUUCAUUGUGAAGCACUGGGCUAAAUCUCGCCGUGUAAAUGAAGCAUACCAAGGAACACUUUCUAGUUAUGCCUAUGUGAUAAUGUGCAUCCACCUCCUACAGCUACGAAGAAUACUCCCAUGUCUACAGGAAAUGGAGGCCACUUACUUUGUCACGGUGGAUGAAAGUAACUGUGCUUACUUCGACCAAGUGGACAAGCUAAAUAACUAUGGUGCUCACAGCAGAGAUACCGUAUCGAGGCUGCUCUGGGCCUUUUUCCAUUACUGGGCAUACGAGCACGAUUACACAAGGGAUGUCAUAUCAAUUCGUACUGGAAGGAUUAUUAGUAAGGAAAGGAAGGAUUGGACGAGACGGGUUGGAAAUGACAGGCAUCUCAUAUGCAUCGAAGAUCCUUUUGAGACCUCCCAUGAUCUCGGUCGUGUUGUUGACAAGUUCACCAUCAAAAUACUUCGGGAGGAAUUCGAGCGAGCUGCCAAUAUAUUACAGUUUGAUCCGAACCCUAGCGUGACGCUCUUUGAGCCGUAUGUGCCCCCUCCGUUACCGACCCUGAUGCAAGAAGAAACUGUGAAUGGUGCAGAAGUUGAACUAUGAUCACAGCAUCUGGUGCUUCCUGAUGCCUUAUGUUCUGAAGUAUUGUUCUGUUGUGUUUUGUGCAUAGCUGUACAACAGAGAUAUUUUGCUGUGUAGUUCCCAGGUGGGUAACGGUACUUGGCUGCCUCAGUAAGGUUGAGCUGACAGUUAUCCAGCAUGGGACUCGUGGCAUGGCAGAUUGCCUUAGUAAUGUUGUGCGAGAGGAUACAUCCACCUUUCUUAUUUUCUAUCCAAGUUCAUUUUUUGUUUGCCA
Messenger RNA from Setaria italica (foxtail millet), 2756 nucleotides. RefSeq names its product UTP:RNA uridylyltransferase 1. The record is from RefSeq and is a predicted model, not a curated record. The transcript has 6 exons. Lineage: Eukaryota; Viridiplantae; Streptophyta; Magnoliopsida; Poales; Poaceae. Gene Ontology annotation, molecular function: RNA uridylyltransferase activity. Bases 62 to 2503 code for a protein of 813 amino acids.